Molecule: messenger RNA, 1605 nt
Organism: Daktulosphaira vitifoliae (grape phylloxera)
Lineage: Eukaryota; Metazoa; Arthropoda; Insecta; Hemiptera; Phylloxeridae
Gene: Skp2
Product: S-phase kinase-associated protein 2
Exons: 9
Coding region: 327-1544 (405 amino acids)
Biological process (GO): SCF-dependent proteasomal ubiquitin-dependent protein catabolic process
Cellular component (GO): SCF ubiquitin ligase complex
Molecular function (GO): protein binding
Source: RefSeq, a predicted model, not a curated record
UGAAUUUUUCCAUGGGAUUUAUUUUGUGAGGUUGUGUUCAUCGUCGAUUGUAUAUUUUUGGAGGGAAUUAUCUUAUUUUUAAUGACGUUUUAUUGGCGCCCUUGUAAACUGUCUGCGCCAAAUGUCUCAAGUCAGCUGUCUAUUGUGAGGAACUACUAGCAGGUUAAUUACUAUAACGUAAAUACUAAAUUUCUCUGAUCACCAAACAUGAAUUAAUGAUUCACUAGACCAUAAAAUUUUUAAUAACAUUUAAAAAGUAAUUACUCAUUAUUUAAAUCUAUUUAAGCAAAUGUUAUUACAUUUAAUUCCUAGACAAAUCAAAAACUAUGAGUGUAAGAUUAUCCAACUGUAUCAACGGUGUAAAAGACUCAAAUAAUAGAACAGUACUUAAAAGAGAUUAUGAAGAGCUUGGUGUCAGCCCACUUCAAGAUACUAGAGUUGCCAAAAAAUGUCGGUUUUCAGAUUCAAACAACACAAUAUGGCCAUUAGGUUAUGGAUUAGCAAAUUUUUUGUAUAAGUACAGACAACAGAAAAAAUCUAUCCACCAUAAUUGUAAUAAUUUUGAUAAAUUGCCUGAAGAGGUAAUAUUGUACUUAUUUAAAAUAUUAGAUAAACUUACACUCACCAAGUGUGCCUAUGUUUGUCAAAAAUGGAGGCGUAUUGCAUAUGAUGAAUCAUUAUGGCAAUGUUUGAAUAUUCCUCACCGUCGUAUGAGCAUUAUGGCUUUAGACAACAUUCUAAAAAGAAAUGUUAAAUAUUUAUCAAUAUCUCAUUCAAAUUUAUAUGUUAAUAUAAGAAAUGUUUUUGAAGAACCAUUACCCAAGUUGCAGUAUUUAGAUUUAAGUGCUGUAUUUAUACCUGUUGAUAUUUUGAACUCCCUCCUUAGUCAAUGUCAUAAUUUAAUAAAGCUAAGUUUAGAAAACUGUCGUGUCGAUGUAUUGUGUUGUGAAAAAAUUGGAAGAAAUAGCAAUUUAAAAGUGUUAAAUUUAGCUUCUUCUAGUGGACUUGAUGGUGAUGGAAUAAAGCAUUUAUUAAAAUUAAAAAAUCUUGAGGAACUAAAUGUUUCAUGGGCUCAUAUAAAAGUGAACAACUUGCGUUUCUUGCUGACAAAUAUGAUACAGGGUAUAACACAUCUUAAUAUAAGUGGAUUUUUGAAACAAUUAGCUGAUAAUGAUUUGAUAACUUUAGUUAACCGUUGUUCUAGACUAGUUGAAUUAGACAUAAGUGAUAGUCUAGCAAUAACUCCAGAUAGCGUUGAUUUCAUUUUAAACAAUUUGCCAAAUUUAAAAAUUUUGUCCAUGAGUCGUUGUUUCAAUGUGGGUACUUCAUUUUUACAACCUAAAAUGCAAAGGCUAAAAACUGGUAAUCGUGCUCAUCAGCUUAAAGAAUUAAACAUGUUUGGAAUGACUAAUCAAUAUAAUUCUUUGUGGCCUGAUGUAGUUGAUCUCAAGAUAAAUAAAAAUAUUUUUUCUCAUAUUUCUCGUCCAAAACUGGCUAAUAAUGAAUACACUAUUUGGGAAAUUCCUGCUUUUAUAGACUGUUAACAAAACUUGUAAUUCAUUUUUAACACUAUGUGAUAAAUUUUAGGUAUUAAAUUAAAAUAUG